Molecule: messenger RNA, 3513 nt
Organism: Suncus etruscus (white-toothed pygmy shrew)
Lineage: Eukaryota; Metazoa; Chordata; Mammalia; Eulipotyphla; Soricidae
Gene: CSNK1A1
Product: casein kinase 1 alpha 1
Exons: 11
Coding region: 1-1098 (365 amino acids)
Biological process (GO): peptidyl-serine phosphorylation; negative regulation of canonical Wnt signaling pathway; signal transduction
Cellular component (GO): cytoplasm; nucleus
Molecular function (GO): protein serine/threonine kinase activity; ATP binding
Source: RefSeq, a predicted model, not a curated record
AUGGCGAGCAGCAGCAGCUCCAAGGCCGAGUUCAUCGUCGGCGGCAAGUACAAGCUGGUGCGCAAGAUCGGCUCCGGCUCCUUCGGCGACAUCUACCUGGCCAUCAACAUCACCAACGGCGAGGAAGUGGCCGUGAAGCUCGAGUCUCAGAAGGCCCGGCAUCCCCAGCUGCUGUACGAGAGCAAGCUCUAUAAGAUCCUGCAAGGCGGGGUCGGCAUCCCCCACAUACGAUGGUAUGGUCAGGAAAAAGAUUACAAUGUGCUAGUCAUGGAUCUUCUUGGACCCAGCCUCGAAGACCUCUUCAAUUUCUGUUCAAGAAGAUUCACAAUGAAAACUGUACUUAUGUUAGCUGACCAGAUGAUCAGUAGAAUUGAAUAUGUGCAUACAAAGAAUUUUAUACACAGAGACAUUAAACCAGAUAACUUCCUAAUGGGUAUUGGGCGUCACUGUAAUAAGUGUUUAGAAUCUCCAGUGGGGAAGAGGAAAAGAAGCAUGACUGUUAGUACUUCUCAGGACCCAUCUUUCUCAGGAUUAAACCAGUUAUUCCUUAUUGAUUUUGGUUUGGCCAAAAAGUACAGAGACAACAGGACAAGGCAACACAUACCAUACAGAGAAGAUAAAAAUCUAACUGGCACUGCCCGAUAUGCUAGCAUUAAUGCACAUCUUGGUAUUGAACAAAGUCGCCGAGAUGACAUGGAAUCAUUAGGAUAUGUUUUGAUGUAUUUUAAUAGAACCAGUCUGCCAUGGCAAGGACUAAAGGCUGCAACAAAGAAACAAAAGUAUGAAAAGAUUAGUGAAAAGAAGAUGUCCACUCCUGUUGAAGUUUUAUGUAAGGGAUUUCCUGCAGAAUUUGCCAUGUACUUAAACUAUUGUCGUGGGCUGCGCUUUGAGGAAGCCCCGGAUUACAUGUAUUUGAGGCAGCUAUUUCGCAUUCUUUUCAGGACCCUAAACCACCAAUAUGACUACACUUUUGAUUGGACAAUGUUAAAGCAGAAAGCAGCGCAGCAGGCAGCCUCUUCGAGUGGGCAGGGUCAGCAGGCCCAAACCCCCACAGGCAAGCAAACUGACAAAACCAAGAGUAACAUGAAAGGUUUCUAAGCAUGAAUUGAACAGAAGAAGCAGAGCAGAUGAUUGGAGCAGCAUUUGUUUCUCACCCAAAUCUAGACGUUUUUUAGUUCAUAUGUACACUAGCCAGUGGUUGUGGACAACCAUUUACUUGGUGUAAAGAACUUAAUUUCAGUAUGAACUGGCUCUGAACAGCAUUGGUGAUGCUGUAUCCUGAGUUGUAACCGCUGUAAUUGUGAAUAUUAACUGAGAUAGUGAAACAUGGUGUCCAGUUUUCUAUUGCAUUUUUUUCAAGUGGAAAAGUUAACUAAAUGGUUGACACACAAAUUGGAGAAAUUGUGCAUAUGCCAACUCCCCCCACCCCCUUUUUUUUGGAACUACACUGCUUUGAGAUCUCAUUUCAGAAGAAUGGCAUGAACAGUCUUCAGCCACAGUUGUGAUGGUUGUAAAUGCUCACAAUUGUGCAUUCUUAGGGUCUCUUUCCCUGGGUUUUGCAAGUUGUUCACUUAAAACAUUCUAAAAGUGGUUGGCUUCUGGUUUGUAAGCCAGCUGAUAGGUAGCAACCAAAGAUUCCAGUGUCUGAGCAUAUGAAAGACUGCCUGCUUACCUGUGCUAGAAAUAACAGCAUCUAAAAUGAAGACUUAAGAAAAACUUAGUGACUACUAGAUUAUCUUUAGGACUCUGCAUUAACUCUGUAAUGUUCUUGGUAUUUAAACAAAAACAUAUUUGUCACAGAUUUAGUUAACAUCUUACAACUGAACAUGUAUGUAUGUUGCUUAGAUAAAUGUAACCACUGUAAACAUCUAUAUGACCUGGGAUUUUGUUUUUAUUUUGAAACGGGAGCUCUUUUGUUUACAAGUUCAUUAAAAACUAAAAACUGUUUCUGUAAGGAAAUGAGAUUUUUUAAAAACAAAAAUGCCUUGAUGACUCACUGAAAUCAAAGUUGCCCCACUUUUUUUAAUAGAGUAAGCCAUUACAUAAUAUCCUUUGCAAAAAACUUUCAUUUUAAUGUAUUAAUCUUUUUUCCUUCAUUUUUAUUUAAAACACUUUGAAGGGGAAAGGCAUUCCCCCACUUUUUUUUUUUUAAAUAACUUCUGCAGAACUGCAUUUGCCUGGUGUUGGUAUUGUAAUCUCUGCCACAGCAGACUGAUAGCUGGACUGAUUUUGAAUAUGAAUGAAAGCUUUAAAGGGUUUGACCAUUAGGUUUUUGUUAAAUUUCCUGUUGAUUGGUUUAGAUAGAUAGAAGCUUUACCCUUGUGAAGAUCAUCUGGGAGUGAGGUUCCUGUGAUGGCUAUCUCGUCUGAUCCAGCUCUUUAAGUUACCUACCCUUCCUCAGUCUUAAAGGCUGCUUUGUUUUUUUUGUUUUUCCCUGACUCUCACUAAAGAGAGGCUUACUGACAGUUCUUUAAACUAAUUUAAUUAUUUGUAGCAUGUCAAGAUUAAGUGAAAGGUUUGUCUGAAAGUGCUGCCAGGAGUCUAAUGUGUAAAUGUAGGUAUUUUAUAAAAAUAGCCUUGAAGCUGUUAAUUGACACAUGCUUGGUCAGAUUAUGUCAGGUUUAAUUUUUUUUCCCUUAAUUUAAAAACUUUAGCAAUAAUUCCAGGGUUGCCACAUUCUACCAUAAAAGGACAUAUUAGCACUGUCACACUGCAGAAUCCUUAAUGAGUGCAAACUUUGGGAUAGGCAGCUUACUUUCUUUUCUAUCCUCCCAUGUCAGUUAAGGUAUUUGCUUCCUAACCAGUAAGCCCUUUGAUACUUUUAGCCAGAAAUCAGUCUCAGAAAGCUAUUUUUGAGUAUAGUUUGUGUAAAAUAAAAAUGUUCGGCUUUGGUGUUAACUUUCAAAGCUGAACUCCCUCUAGCAAAAUAUUUUUCAGUGCUUUUAUUUACUAUGCACUUAGACUAUGCACUUUUUCUGAAAUAUUUUUGUAACACUUUUUUGUAUUUUUGCCAUUUGAAAAGGUUGUGGUGUAGUUGGUCUGUAAUUAAGUUAUGGGUUUAAAACUGCUGUUAGCUUUGUAAAUCCAAAUCUAGGUGUUUUUGUCCUGGUAUAUUGUCAUUCCAUCUGCAGCUGGAGCUCGAAUCCCAUUGAUCUUCUAGCUACUAUUAAUUUUCUUCACAAAAGAAGAAUGAAAUUCAGUGAAUGAUGUUACUAAUCCUGUUGGGAGAUGAAUCUCAGUUCAUCAAAAUUAAAUUUGUGUUUUUCCACUAAAAUGAUGAUAGAAGUUGAAGACACAUCACUCUGAAAUUGGAAGAACUCACCACUUAAGGCUCCACAGUGGCUUCCUCAGCUGAACUCUAGGUUACUACUCUUGCUUUGUUCACCCAUGGAGGGUGCAGUUUUUUUAAUGUUGGGAGAUGGCCAUUCUAACUACUGUUGAAUGUCUGUUUUGGGGAGGUAUGACGACAAUAAAAAGGAAUAUAUGAAGGGAGAGACUGAUUAUCUCCUCCCA